GAUAUAAUUAAGGUUAUACAAUUCCAACUGUUCAAAUCCCAUUAUUGGUGCUAUACCCAUUUUAUUUAAUAUCCCAGCUAAAAUUUUGUAAAAUUAAAAAUGAAUGUUGCUAUUUUCACAAAAUCAAUAUACGCUUUACGGCAAAAUUUGAUAACACAAUCAUUAUGGAGAUCGUAUGCGAAGCCAGCGCCUGCUGCGAUUGGAGGGAAAAAGAAGAAACUAGGAAAGCUUGGUCCAGUAAUAGAAAAAAAAGAAAUCCCAGUUGAGACCGAUGCUAAUAAACUAGUCAGUUAUGUUUGUGGAAGCAACAUCUUAAAAACCGGUGAGGAUAUUAAGCUGAAAGCAGAUUCGGAAUAUCCUGACUGGUUGUGGUCUAUAAAUGUUGAUCGUAUAAUACCUAUAGAGCAAAUGGACCCAGAAACAAAGCAAUAUUGGCGACGUCUUCGGAAGCAGGGUCUCAGACGGAACAAUCAACUAAGUAAAUUGAAAAAAUUUUAGUUUAAUAUUUGUUAUUCAAUCGUAUUAGUUAUACAAAUUGGAAAGAUAUUAAAAUUUAUUAGUACUCUCCUAAUAAA
This is a messenger RNA of Bactrocera neohumeralis, 575 nucleotides long. It is a transcript of the gene mRpL54, whose product is annotated as 39S ribosomal protein L54, mitochondrial. Bases 100 to 498 code for a protein of 132 amino acids. Gene Ontology annotation, cellular component: mitochondrial large ribosomal subunit. The record is from RefSeq and is a predicted model, not a curated record. Gene Ontology annotation, molecular function: structural constituent of ribosome. The transcript is spliced from 3 exons. NCBI's taxonomy places the organism in Eukaryota, Metazoa, Arthropoda, Insecta, Diptera, Tephritidae.